Molecule: messenger RNA, 1650 nt
Organism: Daucus carota subsp. sativus
Lineage: Eukaryota; Viridiplantae; Streptophyta; Magnoliopsida; Apiales; Apiaceae
Product: leucine-rich repeat extensin-like protein 3
Exons: 1
Coding region: 344-1474 (376 amino acids)
Source: RefSeq, a predicted model, not a curated record
UAUUUUAUGUGUAUUGAAAACAAGUCUAUCCAAGCAAUGUUGAGAAUGGCACGUAGAACUAGGCAGUGAGGCAUUACUCGUCCCUUUUACAUUCAAUUCCCAGCCAUUCCCGCUGACCUUGAGCUCCAUUGCAAACUUUGUAUGUCAACAUACUUGUCCUGGAACCUAGCUGUCUUCACCAAGUCUGCAACUCUCAGUAUUUACUCCUGCGCCUGCUGUUUGAUUGUGGUUAGAAGAUGCACAUUAGUCGAGGCACGCAUUUAUGCAACUACAUGGAGUAUUUGUUUUCUCCACUCUUGUCCUUAAAAAGAGUACAAUGUCGAGUAGAAGUCAGUAAGAAAAAAUGAUGAGAAGAAAUGCAGUUAGUUUUACUCUAGUAACACUGAUUCUUGUUUGUUGUGCUCUUGGAGAGGCCAUUAGGCCCAUUACUACUCAACAUCAUACUGAAGAAGAAGAGAAAAGAUCAAGAAACAGAAGCACGCGGAGCAGAAAUAGAGGAGGUGGUAGUAGAGGUAGAAGUAGAGGAAGAGGAAGAUCAUCACCAUCACCAUCAGGAUCAAGAAACCGAGGACGAGGAAGAUCAGCAUCACCAUCAAGUGAUUGUGAUCCAUUGUACAGCUAUUUAUAUGGUAGUUGUGGACAAUGGCCUUUCUCUCGUGAUCAAUCUCCUGAUAACCCUUUUAACCCUUCCCCCAGAAGAGCCAGCAGCCCUCCCAAUCCUCCCCCAUUAGUCAUCCCUUCUCCACCACCUUUGGUUCCUGUAAUUCCCCCACCACUUCCCCCUUCAUCCCCCCCUCCAGUAGCCGCAGCUCCGCCAGUAAUCCCACCACCUUCUCCCCCACUUAUAAUCGCAUCGCCCCCUCCAUCAAUCCCCUCCCCUCCACCACCAACUCCAUCGCCACCUCCUCCAUCCCCCCCACCCCCUUCCCCUCCCCCGCCGUCACCCCCACCGCCACCACUAGUCCCCUCCCCCCCACCCCCAGUCCCCUCCCCUCCACCACCUGAUCUCCCCCCUUUCGUAUUCCCACCACCACCAACACCCCCAUCACCACCAUUCUUCCCAUGGCCCUGGCUCUCACCACCUCCAUCCGACACUCCCUCAUUCCCCUUCUUUUCCCCACCUGCAAUCCCUGAUUUCCCACCAGCACCACCUCUAGUCCCCAUCUUUUCACCCCCGAUAAACGACUUCUUCUUCCCACCACCUGAUCAACCAAUUAGCAAUACCCCCACACCUCUUGUCCCCAUUUUUCAACCACCCUCUCAAGAUCAAUUUCCACAGCCACAAACACCUCUUGUUCCACAAGAUCCUCCUCAAUUUCCACUUCCUCAGGCUCCUGAUUUUGUCUUCCCCCCUCCCAUGGUUCCAGUACAACAACAACCUCAACCCUUUUUCUCUACGCCUCCAGACUUUUCGUCGAAUGAGCCGUCAGAUCCAUCACCAUUUCCUUUCUUCCCUCCCCAGCAAAACAAGUAAGAUGCAUACUCUGCGGCUCCACAUCUCAAUGUGCCUUCCUAACGUCGACUAUAAUUCAAAUGUAUCAGUCAUUGUUUUGUUACAUAACUUUUGUAAGCUGGCUAUCCAAAAUCUAAGCCAGUUAUGAAUUGUAAUUCUCCCAUAUAUAGUUAAAGUUUCUGCAUGCUUACUAGACC